Astyanax mexicanus (Mexican tetra) is the source of this 2359-nucleotide messenger RNA. Its product is annotated as sialic acid-binding Ig-like lectin 10. The record is from RefSeq and is a predicted model, not a curated record. Lineage: Eukaryota; Metazoa; Chordata; Actinopteri; Characiformes; Acestrorhamphidae. Bases 1 to 2064 code for a protein of 687 amino acids. The transcript is spliced from 11 exons.
AUGAAGAGUGUGGAGCUUUCGUCUGUGGAAGAUUACACUCAGAAAUGGGUAAAACAGCCACUCGGUUUUAGACUUUUAAACUGGAAGAAACGAAUACCAGAGUCUGAAAAAAAGGCAACAAAGGACAACACAGUGCUCAGUUUUGUGCUUCUGGAUGCUCAGGAAUGGGAUGUGAACGUCCCUACAGAGAUGAAGGUCCUGUCCGGGUCCUGUGUGGACGUCCCCUGCACCUUCACCCACCCGUCCUCACACCGGCCCUCAGAAAUCGCCUGGUACAGUUACUCCUCCACCCAGUACCCUCUGGUGUACAGCUGGAGGACCCAGGAGAUCAUCGAGCCGUUCCGCGGGAGAACUCAGCUCUCUGGUGAUGUGAAUAAAGGGACCUGCAGCCUGAGGAUCACCGAUGUUAAACCAGCAAUGAACGGGUAUCACCUGUACCCCUGGAUCGAUCCGGAUCACGUCAAACACACCUUCUACCACAAAACCGUCAAACUCAACGUCCAAGAGACCUCACCACCAGUACAGCUGACUGUUGAUGGAAACCCGGAGGAGGGGGGCACUAUCAGUAUUACCUGUUCGGUGGUGCACACCUGUCCAUCAUCCCCCCCUAUUCUUACAUUUGGUGGAAUAAGUGGAGAGAUCCAGAAUAACCAGACUGAUCUGGGAUCAGGCAGCUGGAGAACCCAGAGCACCAUUUCCUUCCCCACCAGGGUCAGUGAUCAGGGCAGGGAGGUGGGCUGCUGGGUCCAACAUUCGGGCAGGCGGUCGGUGCCAUCCUGGAUUGAUGUAAAUGUAAACUAUGCUCCUCGGUCGGUGCAUGUCUCUGGUGAGAGCAGUACAGUGGUGGUGGGUGGGAGCAUCACUCUGGAGUGCCGCAGUAACGCUAAUCCCCCCGCCUCCUCCUUCCUCUGGUACCUCCAGCGCUCCGGAUCUAUCAGUUCACUGAUGUUCAGAGAGCAGAGCAUCACCAUCACUGACCUCCAGCCCGACCAGAACAGCUUCUACUGCACCGCCCACAGCUCCCUCGGAGUCGCCAACUCUUCAUCACCCUUCAUCAUCAGCGGAGAGUAUCAGCCCAUCAUAUCAUCUGAAUCCAGUUGUAUCAUCGGCGGCCGGGUCUUGUGGUGCUGGUGUAAGGUCCAGUCCCUGCCCAACGCCACGGUGGAGUGGAGGAUAGAGGGAAGACCUCCUCAGUUUGCCCUCAGCGACAUGGAAGAGUUCAGCGUUCUCCAGAACCACACACUGAGAGGAAAGCUUAGCAUUAGCAAAGCCGUGCUUCACAUCGGCGUGACCUGCAGAGCCUCCAAUGAUCACGGCCAGCAGAACCACACCCUGAUUAUUAAAGCUCCUCCUCAGAACGUAUCUAUUACCCUGCAGCCGUCCCGGGUUCUGGAGGGUCAGUCUCUGCUCCUGUCCUGCUAUAAUCACGCCUUCCCCGCAGUGCUGUCCUACAGCUGGUACCGGGACGAGGGGAGCGGGACGGUCCUGCUCAGAGAGAGAUCAGAGAACCUCUACCUGCAGGUUACGGGACGAUACAUGGGGCCGUUCCGCUGCUCGGCUAUUAAUCAGAUCGGAGAGGGCAGAUCCGACAGCACUCUGAUUCAGGUAGACUUUGCUCCAGUCAUUUCUCCGAACUCCACCUGCUCUCUGGAUCACGGUGUGGUUUGGUGUGAGUGUGUGGUGGAGUCGUAUCCAGUGGCUACAGUGAUCUGGACCGCCCCCAGCGUUGUUGAAUCCAGUCAGGCUGUGAGUGUUGACCCCUACGGGCCUCUGAGGGCGACUCUUACUGGGCACGUGCGGAGUGGGCAGGCUCGCCUGAUUACCUGCCACGCCACCAACCAGCACGGCCGGGUAUCCCUACAGCUCCUGCUCAAAGACCCUUCCGCCAUGUCCUCGUCCUCCCUCGUGGCCGCAGGGUGUGGAGCUGUUGCUGUAGCGCUCCUGACUGCUGCAGUUUUCUACUGGAUACGGAAAAGGAGGAGGAAUGGCAGUCAGGAUAAUGUAGGGGUGGAGGUUGUGAGGUACAGGAAUAAUCAAAAAAAGGCUGAUCUCAGGACAACAUAGCAGCAGGUGAUUUCCAGUCUGAGCCCGUGUUUUAUAGGCUGUAAGCAUCCUUUCAUGGUGGAAAUGUAGAAGGACCCACUACCACUGGCUGUUCUAGGGGGCGGGGCCACAGGCGCACUGACCCAAGCUGAAAUCUAAUUGGCCCCCUGUCUUGUCACUCAUCUGCCCUUUGCAUGAGAAUGAUUAUCAGAUUAUAGAUGGAAAUAGGAAUAGGAAUGUCCAGAGUUGAUCAGCGCUGAGAUUACAUAAAAGACAUUUUUUGUUUGUUUGAUGUUUUGUACUGUCAGUGUUUGUA